This is a messenger RNA of Camellia sinensis, 588 nucleotides long. The record is from RefSeq and is a predicted model, not a curated record. NCBI's taxonomy places the organism in Eukaryota, Viridiplantae, Streptophyta, Magnoliopsida, Ericales, Theaceae.
AUGGAUCCAUUACCACCGCUACUACUGCUGCUACCACUCUACCACCACCUCUCCUCCACUUCCAUCGCCAUAACUGCUACUACUCCACAACCACUGUCGCCAUUACUCACUACCGUUGUCACUCCACCACUACUAUCACUACUAUCACCACCUAUCUUCCACCACCAUCACCACUCUACCACUGUCGCCAUGAACUCUCUUCCACCACCACUACUACUACUACCACCGCUACCACUUUACCACCGCUACCAUUUACCACCACCACCACUACCGCUACUACUUUACCAAUAUCAUUACCACCACUACCGCUACUCCGCCACCGCCGCUCCCACCACUGCAUUACCACCACUACCACCAUUACCUCUCCAUUACUUCCACUACCACCACCACUACCACUGCCCCACCACUACCAUUACCACCGCCGCCGCUACUAUUUUUCUUCCAUCACCACUGCCUUACUUUACCACUACCGUUACAGUCACUCCACUUUCACCGCCGCCACUCCAUUACCACCACCACUCCUCCACCACCACCACCACCACUAGCACUCCACCUCCACCGAACCCAACCCCUUUAUUAAAUAUGUGA